GUUAGGUGUAUAUCUAUGCCAAAUUAACACUUUCUUGUUCUUGAUCCUCGGUCCCUCAUAAUUUGCAAUCGCCCACUCCACCAUUGAGGCCCAAACACAGAAACGUAGUGUUGUUUAUAAAUUAAUUAACCAACUACGCUGUCAAUACAAACCUGAAACUCCAAUAAUUUCCUUUCAGUUUGGUUAUAAUAUUGCAUGAAAUCCUAAAAUCUUAAAACCCCAUGAACAUUCUCAAAACUAGACAACUGAAUGAGGCUCUAAAACACAUCAUCUCAACCCCAACAACCCACCUAGACCCUUCUCUGUACAUGACACUAUUACAAAUUUGCAUUGAAAACAAAGCUCGAAACCAAGCUCAUUCGGUUCACACCCACAUUAUAACAAAUGGGUAUCAUUCUAGUGUGAAUUUGAGUAACAAAUUGGUUAUUUUCUAUGGGAAAGUUGGUGACAUUGUGUGGGCACGCAAAGUGUUCGAUAGAAUGCACCAAAGAAAUGUUGUGUCAUGGACAGCAAUGAUUUCUGGAUAUGCGCACGGUGGAUUUUAUGAGGAUGCUUUGUUAGUGUUUAAGGGAAUGUGUAGAGAUGGUGUGAGGGCGAAUCAGUUCACAUUUGGAAGCGCAUUGAGGGCGUGCAUUCGGAUAGGGUGGUUGUGGAGUGGAAUGCAGAUACAAGGGUGUAUUGAGAAAGGAAGGUUUGGGGAGAAUUUAUUUGUGAAGAGUGCGUUGCUUGACUUGCACGCCAAGUGUGGAAGGGUUGAGGACGCAUGGUUGUUAUUUGAGACGAUGAAAGAAAGAGAUGUGGUUUCCUGGAAUUCAAUGAUUGGUGGGUUUGCUUUGCAAGGUUUUGUUGGUGAUUCGUUGAGGCUGUUUCAAUCGAUGAUGAGAGAAGGGCAUGUUCCUGAUUGCUUCACCUUGGGGAGUGUUUUAAGAACCUCUGUUGGAGGCAUUGGUCUUAUGAACAUCCACCAAAUUCAUGGAUUGAUCAUCAAACUAAGUUUCGGAUCAUCUAAUAUGUUGAUUGGUUCACUAGUCAAUGCAUAUGCAAAGUGUGGAAAUACAAGAACUGCUUAUCAGUUAUACAAAAAUCUGGUAAAGAAAGAUGUAGUAUCUUGCACUGCAUUGAUCAGUGGGUUUGCUCAUGAAAAAAGUUUUUGUGGAGAGGCUUUGGAUCUUUUCAAAGAAAUGAUUAUGAAGAAAAUGGAGAUUGAUGAUGUUCUAUUAUGCUUAAUGCUUUACAUGUGUGCGAACAUGGCAUCACUAAAUUUGGGAAAGCAAAUACAUGCCCUUGCUUUAAAAUGUCAGCCAAGCUAUGAUGUGGCUAUGGGAAAUGCUCUCAUAGAUAUGUAUGCAAAAUCUGGAGAAAUCGAGGAUGCAAGACUUGGUUUUGAUGAGAUGGGAGAGAAAAAUGUGAUUUCAUGGACAUCCUUGAUUGCUGGGUAUGGGAAGCAUGGCUAUGGGCAUAAAGCAAUUGCACUAUAUGAGAAAAUGGAAUAUGAAGGAAUGAAGCCAAAUGAUAUCACCUUCUUGUCUCUGCUUUUUGCUUGCAGUCAUACUGGAUUGAAUACUGAAGGAUGGGCAUUAUUCAAUAAUAUGGUUAGAAAACACAAAAUAAUCCCUCGAGAUGAGCAUUUUUCUUGUGUGGUUGAUCUGUUUGCACGUGGAGGGCACUUAGAAUCAGCUUAUGAUAUACUAUGUAAGAUGAAUAUUAAGCCUAGUGCAUCAAUUUGGAGUGCUAUUCUUGGGGCAUGUAGUAUAUAUGGCAGUAAGUCACUUGGAGAAUUAGCUGCCAAGAAUCUUUUCAAUAUGGAGCCAGAGAGGUCAGUGAACUAUGUAGUUUUGUCAAGCAUAUAUGCUGCAGCUGGAGAAUGGGAAAAUGCUCGGAAAAUACGGAAACUAAUGAAAGAGAGAUGUUUAAGAAAGAACGUUGGAUCCAGCUUUAUCUAGUUGGGAAAGAAGAAGAUUUAAUUUUGAUGCCAUGUGGAGAGGAUGCAAUUGCUUCGAUUUUUAUUCAACCAUGGAGUUGAACUAGAACUUAUUUGAGUAAUAUCUUAUUUUGAAGCUACAGGAGAUUGGAGGAAUGGUGAUUACCUCAAAGUGUUAUGUUUGUGAAGGGAAUUGUGUUAGUUUAGUCGAUAAAAUGUUUUUGAACAUUGACAACGAUUACUCCUGAGUGCUAGCUGGGAGUUUAGACUUGAAGGAUCAUAUGGUUGGUCGUGCACAGCUUUUCUAGUUUAUUCUUAUUCUAACAUAUUCAGGCCUCCAUCUACCUGGUUGAAGCAAGAUUGCAGCACUGAAUGAGGUUUGAAGUCUAAUUUAACUGACCAUGCUCUGUUUAGAGUAUUAAAAUUAAUUCAUGACCUAAGGGCUAGUAGAGACAUGGUGGAGCAUACUCGAAUAGGAGAUUGGUACAGUAGAAUUGAGAAUGUUGGUGGAGAGUCUUCAAGAAUUAAGUCCUAGACUGGAAGAUGACAAGAAACCAUUGAAGAAAGUCAAGCUUUCUGGAAUGACAUCAAAUAAGAAAAUUCUAAGCUGUCAACAUGAUUCUCAUUUGUUAAGGUUCCUUCAUCUCCAACUUCAUUAAAGCAAACCCAUGCUACUUGUAUAUCUAAAAUUAAAAAAUGGUCAUGUCUACUAGAACUUUUAGAACCUAACUCCUGGCUUCAGGCUGGGAGCUUUGGAUUCCUUGCUGAAAUUACAAUGCAGAGUUUGGAGCUUCUACCUGUUGCAACCGUUAAUAAAGGUGCAAUUUUCUGCUUUCUUGUAUAGUUUUAAAAUUGCUACAUCAUUCUGAUACAGACCUGGAGAUGUGCAUUGCAGCUGCUUUUCACUACUGCCGAAGAAUAAUGCUCAUUGGAUUGUUGCUGGAAUUUGUAAUGUUUUUGGGAAUAAAAAAGGUGCUGUUUAGUAGAUUGUAAUUGUAACUCAACACCAACAAUUGUAAAUAAAGGAUAUUUGUAUUGAUUGAUUUCCAAAAAUUUAAUAAAAAGAGUAUUUGCAUUCA
Messenger RNA from Mangifera indica (mango), 3000 nucleotides. Its product is annotated as pentatricopeptide repeat-containing protein At3g20730-like. Gene Ontology annotation, molecular function: RNA binding; protein binding. NCBI's taxonomy places the organism in Eukaryota, Viridiplantae, Streptophyta, Magnoliopsida, Sapindales, Anacardiaceae. Gene Ontology annotation, biological process: RNA modification. The record is from RefSeq and is a predicted model, not a curated record. The transcript has 4 exons. Bases 222 to 1943 code for a protein of 573 amino acids.